This is a messenger RNA of Vombatus ursinus (common wombat), 1116 nucleotides long. RefSeq names its product protein phosphatase 1 regulatory inhibitor subunit 14B (gene PPP1R14B). The transcript has 4 exons. Bases 1 to 813 code for a protein of 270 amino acids. Gene Ontology annotation, biological process: innate immune response; regulation of phosphorylation. The record is from RefSeq and is a predicted model, not a curated record. Gene Ontology annotation, molecular function: protein serine/threonine phosphatase inhibitor activity. Gene Ontology annotation, cellular component: cytoplasm. Lineage: Eukaryota; Metazoa; Chordata; Mammalia; Diprotodontia; Vombatidae.
AUGAGUCAGGGACCCAAGGGUGCGGUGCGGUGGGGUGGAGGUAAUGAUGGGGCCCUGCCCCGGCCUUUCCACCCUGGCCCUGGAAUGCAGCUGCUUCUGGAAGGGGUGUCUGGCAACGCCUUGGGGGCUCCUUCCCUCCCUCUCUCCCAGAGCCCUCCAUUGUUCCUCUUUCGAAGGCCUCACUUCCUCCUCCUCCUUCCCCUCUCCAGCUGCUGCUUCGCAGGGCCGGGGCUGGCUGGGCAGGAAGCUCGUGGCAGGUGUUUGGGGGGAAGAGGGGAGGGAGCAGGAGCCGAGCGAGGCAGCUGGCAGCACCUGUGCCCGAGGGGAGAAUGGCCCUUGUCAGGAGCAGCCCAUCUCCUUGCACCGCCCCUGCCCCCAGCCUUCUUUCUUUUCUGCCCUCACUUUGGGGCUCCCCCACCGCUCGCCUGCUGGCAGGAUGCUGCAGUGAUUCUCCUCUGGCCCUUUGUCCCCCCUCAGCCUGGUCUCCAGCAUAUCCCCGAAGCUGCCGCCCUCCACCUUCCAAAAAGAAGCUGGGACGAGGAGGGGGAAGGGCGGAGGGGCCCUUGGGCUGCUGCCCAGGAGAGGUGUCUCGGUCUGCCUCCUGACUCAGCCCCUUCUCUCUCCCAGGAAGAGGAAAUCCCUGAGCUGGAGAUCGAUGUAGAUGAGCUUUUGGACAUGGAGAGUGACAGCGCCCGGGCCGCCCGAGUCAAGGAGCUGCUGGUUGACUGUUACAAACCCACCGAGGCCUUCAUCUCUGACCUGCUAGACAAGAUCCGAGGAAUGCAGAAGCUGAGCACACCCCAGAAGAAGUGAGGCCCCGCCCCCCACCUUAACCCCUUGACUAGGGCGAGAGGUGGGGGCUACCCACCAGGACAAUCGCUGCCCACCCUACUGCCCCUGACCUCGUAGCAACAGCAAUACUUGAGGGGGGGGCCCUACUGCCUGGGCCUGGUGCCCCGCAGAGGGCCCCUCAAGCCCCUGCUUGGGGCCUUUCUCCCUGCUCCCCCGAGUUUCCGUUUGGGGUUUUUUAUUGUUAUUAAGCUGAGGGACUUUUUGUGUUUUUAUAUCGACAGCCGUACAGGCCCUUGAAUAAAGCCAGGGCCUGCCUUUUGUGCA